Molecule: messenger RNA, 932 nt
Organism: Vigna angularis (adzuki bean)
Lineage: Eukaryota; Viridiplantae; Streptophyta; Magnoliopsida; Fabales; Fabaceae
Exons: 7
Coding region: 231-767 (178 amino acids)
Biological process (GO): proteolysis
Molecular function (GO): cysteine-type peptidase activity
Source: RefSeq, a predicted model, not a curated record
CUGACCCCUCGACGCAGGAACAACAGAAGAUUCCUCUAUCUGAGGAUGACCCUCUUUCUUCAUUGCAUCUACUUGCUGACAUCCUUGAUGAUAAGCCUUUGGAGGUUCAGUAUGAUGCUAAUGUAUUUGGGCAUGGCUCUGAGGUCCCAAUAUACCUUAAUAGCCAAGAUGUCCGUGAGCUUGCGUCGGGAACACAAGAGUUGAAUAUUUCAAUUAUUCAACUAUGGACGAUGUAUAUGUCUGGGGUCACUAAUAAGUUGGGGCGUUCUGAUGAUUAUGGAUUCAUUGAUCCCCAAGACAUUCAUGAAUCAAAUGAUUUUGAUCAUAUCAACACGAGAAUGAUAAGCAGUUUUCGAAGGGGCAAGAAAAUAUACUUUUUGCCUUAUAUAUCCGGGCGCCAUUGGCAACUUCUUGUUAUGUCUGUGCAAGACAACUAUGCUUUGUGGUUCUGCUCAUUGCACAGGCCUCCUCCCACACAACUCAGACAAGCAAUUGAUUGUUCUAUUCCAGCAAGUAUGAUGAUGGACGGGAGAUCAAUUGUUAAGAGUAGAAAGAUUGCUUGGAUUUCUCUCAAGUGUAACAGACAAAAUGGGUCAUAUGAGUGUGGAUACUAUGUAAUGUAUUGGAUGACCCAUAUUGUUCGUUCUCACAUCACAAGAAGCUGGGAAACGAGAUUCAAGACUACUACACCAGUUCCUGAGAAGUCACUACUAUUCAUUAGGAACGCUGCUGCGAAGUAUAUAGUUAGAUUAUACAAUAGCUCUUAGAUUUAGAUUUAAACAAUGCAUUUGAUUAGAUAGAAUUUUCUUAGACUCUCUACUUUAUUUGAUGUUGAAAUACAUUUGAACAUGUGUUUGUUAUGUUGAAAUUGAAUUUCUGUAAAUGUUUUUAUAUGCAGGUCUGUUUUUGUGGUAGUGGAUAUCACAAAAACA